AUGCUGCGGCGGCUGCACACGCGCAUCGUGGGGAUGGGCUCCGUCUGCGGCAUGGCCCCAUCGCCGCCAGCGGAGGUGUUUCUCAAGACCCUCCCGCCACCGGAGGAGGUGGACCACGCAAAGUACCGGCGGUUUGAGCGGGAGGAGCGGGAACGCCAGCAGCCCGCACGCAUGCAUUUCCCCCUGGUGGCGCCCGAGCCGUUUUACGACAUCCGCUGCGGCGCCGCAGGGCACAGGCACGUCGCGCUCAUGACACGCGAGGGGAACUUGAUCACGUUUGGCGACAACCGCCACGGACAGACGGCUGCCCCGCGGCAAGACCGCCCGCAGCGGCCGCGGCAACACGAAGCGGAGGCGCAGAAUGCCCACAGUAGGACGCUGGGCGGGAAAUCGCAGGUGUCAGACCCGGGAUGGGCGCCGUUGUACAUUGACCUUAACGGGGCGUUCAGCUCGGGUCGGCAGUCCGUUUCCUGCGGGUCCAAUUACACACUUGUCUACCAGCCUGGUGGUCGACGCGUCAUUGCGUUCGGCAAUAACCACGUGGGACAACUUGGUGUUGGGCACAAAAGCCAGAUUGAUGGUGAAAAGGGGUUUGCGGCAUGGAACCCCACCGAUACUUGGUGGGGUGAUGGCGGGGGUCUUAUUCGUGGCAUUGUCUGCGGAUUUAACCACACGGUGUUGCAGCUCACGUGUGGGUCGUUGCUUUCGUUUGGUAGCAACACCUGGGGGGAGCUUGGAAUCGGCUCCACGGUCUCUCCCAUGCAGCCCACACGCCUCCGAUACUUUGAGAGUAAGGGGAUAGAGAUUGCCAAGGUGGCGGCGGGGAAUAGUUUUUCGCUCUUUUUAAGCAGCGAGGGGCGGGUGUACGGCUGCGGCGCGACAAACGCCGGACAGCUGCCGCCCAACGAGUUUGAGCCGGUUCCCGUGCCUCUCACGCGAAGCUUUCAGCACGGCGCCCACAGCGGUGGCGCCAAGCUGAUUCGGAUUAAAGACAUUGCCUGCGUGGGAUCCAUGGCCGUCUUUCUCAGCUCUAAGAAUGAGCUCUUGGUGCAGGGCGCCUUGCCGGAUUAUGGUUUUCAGAUCUCCGCGCCGCGUUUUGAAAUGGUCAACCAGCAGCCCGCCCUCGAUUACUUCCGCUCCCGGCUCCCCACGGCGGUGGCGGCGCCGUGGGGCGAUGGCGGCUUUGACGUCGACCGGCUUGUGCAGGGCCCCUCGACGCUGUUGGUUAUUUACCGCAACGGCUGCGUGGCCGGCCUCGGCGCCAACACGGAGGGCCAGCUGCAAAGCAUCCGGAAGUCGUGGAAGGGAAAGGAGGUCAACCUCGCCAGGGCCUUCGCCGCGGAUGAGCUGUUUCCCGUGCUUGUGCCCGCCAAAGCACCCGCGGGGGAGGAGGGAGGAGGCGCCGCCCCGUGGCUGACGUCCGGGUCCGGCUUCACGCUUCUCUUCGACAAUGACGAGGUCUACGCCGCGGGGGAGGAGGCGAGGCCCAUCGAGCUGCCGCCGCCCUCCGCCGCCAAGCGCGAGAAACGGGCGCCACGCUGA
Messenger RNA from Trypanosoma conorhini, 1542 nucleotides. RefSeq lists its product as uncharacterized. Gene Ontology annotation, molecular function: guanyl-nucleotide exchange factor activity. Bases 1 to 1542 code for a protein of 513 amino acids. The transcript has a single exon. NCBI's taxonomy places the organism in Eukaryota, Euglenozoa, Kinetoplastea, Trypanosomatida, Trypanosomatidae. The record is from RefSeq and is a predicted model, not a curated record. Gene Ontology annotation, cellular component: cytoplasm.